GCCUAUUCACCCUGUGAUUGGUUCGCAGUCAAGUUAGUCAAAUUUUAACUUCCGGGUGUCGACUCGUUGCAAAAUAGAUCAUUCCACUCUGCACUCGUGGAAGUGGGCAGCCACUGAGAUAAACCUGGAAAAAUAGCGAUAGGAAAAAAUGAUGCUGUCAGAAGUCCUGAAGGUGCUGCGAGGAGCUGGUAAAGUGGGCUCUUCACUGGUCUCCACUCAAAGCGAGCAGCUCCAAUUAAUGGCCUGCAACUCUUCCCUGGGAGCAGGGGUCAAAGUUGCUCAGGAUGUGGUAGAAGCACUGGUUGGCACAUUUAUGGGUGGCAGCAGUCAGCAGCAGCAGUCAGUACAGGAGGAUGUGUUUCCGGAUGCGGAGGGCUGGGAGAAUAUGGACCCUGAAGAAGCAGCCAAAUGGGCUGUGGGGUCCCAUUUCCCCCCUGCUGAAGGGGAGCACAGCCAAACAGAAACGGGACCUGCAGCACAGAUGCACACAGGGGUAUCUCCUAAAUCAGGAAUGGCAGGAGGCGGCGCAGGCUGGCCUGGGCAGGGUGCUCGCUUCCUUCACAACACCUCGGCCCUCCACCGGUACUACUUCCAGAGCAGGUCUCGCCACAACACUGUUGUAGCCAAGCUCACACCUGAGGACAUCAAGAAAGCCCGGGAGGCAAAGCAGGCAUUGGCCAAACCUGUCAAACAGAAGGUUGAUGUAAGCUCCCUGCUCGACUCUCCCUUCCUGUCAGAGGCCAAUGCUGAGAGAAUAGUCAGCACUCUGUGUAAGGUCCGUGGAGCUGCUCUCAAGAUAGGCCAGAUGCUCAGCAUACAAGACAACUCCUUUAUCAACCCCCAACUGCAGAAGAUCUUUGAGAGGGUCCGACAGAGUGCAGACUUCAUGCCCACAUGGCAGAUGACUAAAGUUCUGGAGGAGGAUCUGGGGCCAGGCUGGCGAGAAAAGCUCUCAUCCUUUGAGGACAAGCCAUUCGCUGCAGCUUCUAUUGGCCAAGUCCACCACGGGGUUUUAAAAGAUGGUAGAGAAAUCGCCAUGAAGAUCCAGUACCCUGGUGUGGCAGAGAGCAUCCGCAGCGACAUAGACAACCUGAUGGCAGUACUGAAAAUGAGCGUGGCUCUGCCAGAAGGUCUGUUUGCAGACAGCAGCUUGGAGGUUCUACAGAGAGAACUGGCAUGGGAGUGUGACUAUAAGAGGGAAGCACAAUGUGCCAAGAAGUUCAGAUCACUGCUGGAGGGAGAUGAGUUUUUCCAAGUCCCCGAGGUGAUUGAUGAGCUGUCAGGCCAGAGGGUGCUCGCCAUGGAACUGGUGCAGGGCGUCCCACUGGACAUGUGCGUAGAGCUGGACCAGGAGACCAGGAACCAGAUCUGUUCCAGCAUCCUGCAGCUGUGUCUCAGGGAGCUGUUUGAGUUCAGAUUCAUGCAGACGGAUCCAAACUGGGCCAACUUCUUCUACAACUCAGACACCAACAAGGUUGUUCUUUUGGAUUUUGGAGCGUGCAGAAGCUACCCAGAAUCCUUCACAGACGACUACAUACAGGUGAUUUAUGCAGCUUCUGUCGGCGAUCGAGCCACCGUUCUUUCCAAAUCCAAGGACCUGAAAUUCCUGACGGGCUUCGAGGCCAAGGCCUUCGCAGAUGCUCACGUGGAAGCGGUGAUGAUUCUCGGUGAAGCCUUCGCAUCCGCCGAGCCCUUCGACUUCGGCACUCAGAGCACUACUCAGCGCGUUCAGAGCCUCAUCCCGGUCAUGCUCCGCCACCGCCUCACCCCUCCACCUGAGGAGACCUACUCCCUCCACCGCAAGAUGGCCGGCUCCUUCCUCAUCUGCUCCAAGCUGAAGGCGAAAAUACCGUGCAAGGACAUGUUCCUCGAUGUGUACCACGCCUACAUGCAGCGUAGGCAGGCCGGGCAUGCAGCGCAGGCUAGGGCUUAGCAGUUCUGAGACAAGUUUCUUAAUUUGCCUUUCUCAGAGUGGCUCAGGAGUACAGAGACAGAAAAGAGUCACACUUAACUCCACAAGUGGAGCCACUGGAUUGGACGUACAUCGUGUCAGUAAUAACAGACUUUGCCAGCGUGCUCUAACAAAGACCACAAAUGACUUUUGCUGCUACGCGUCACUCACAUCAGUGUGAGGAUGUUGUUAAGGAUGUCCAAACACAACAUUUUGGUGUGACCUUUACUUUUAUGUACAGAUAGAAAUUAAACAAUGACCUGAUCACAGAGAAGUGCAGGCUUUCUGAUUAGAUUUUGUAAAAGUAAACACACAAAGCAAGGAGAGCUGCAUGUUCUGUUUGUCCUCCCAGCUUCAGCUGGGUUUGCCUGCGAGCUCCACCUUAUUUUUAAGUGGAGCGAGUAUCUUCUAUCUUGGGGGUGAUGAUACUGCCCCUGCACUGAAUCACAGACGCUGCCAACUGCCGAGUCCUGUUUUUAUAGAAGGCAUUUUGUGCUUGCUGAUGAGUUGGUGAAUAAAGCUUUCACCUAAAUGUGAUGGCUGCCAGCUGAGAUGACCAGAUUAUCAGAUUAAUUAGAGAAGACAGUCUAAUGGACCCUACAAAAUAAUGGCCUUGCAUUAUAAAGUGCACUUGGCAUAAAACUCCAUAACAUGAAGUACCGUCAGCUCUUUUUCAUGCUUAUUUAUUGCAAAUACCUGCACUGUAUCUUUAGAAGGCAGUGUGCUCUGCAUGUUUUACUUUUGUAAUGAAAUAAAAUCUGAAACAGUAUUGUU
Molecule: messenger RNA, 2725 nt
Organism: Pundamilia nyererei
Lineage: Eukaryota; Metazoa; Chordata; Actinopteri; Cichliformes; Cichlidae
Gene: coq8b
Product: coenzyme Q8B
Exons: 14
Coding region: 149-1933 (594 amino acids)
Biological process (GO): ubiquinone biosynthetic process
Source: RefSeq, a predicted model, not a curated record